GCUUUCCUCUAAGAUGGCCGCACCCAUGGCGCUGCAGCCUAACGUCUCAGACGUAAAGUGCACAACGGGCGCCGCCAUCUUUCUUCGUUCCCCAAGCUGGCUGAACGCGCCAUGCUGGCCUUGAAUAGGCACCGGCCUCUGAAAUCUUACGCAGUUAGCACAGCAUUGUUGUCCGUUCCUCGCAACGACGAGGUAGAAGCAUUGAGGUGGCCGGGAAUGAUUUGGAUUUCUCCCCACAGCCGUUAUGGCCCCUCCCGUCAGAAACGUCGAAGUAGGCGUGGCCAUGUUACGUCAUAGAGCGGGGCGGCAGCCGGAACUCGGAAAUCCGGCAGCGCGCCAGGGUCCUCGGCGGACUGUUGGGUCCCAGCCGGUCAGCGUCUUCAGGGAUCGCGAAGCAGGGCGUCCGAGUAGGAAGUGGUUGCGGACGUGGGCUCAGCCUUUAGUCGCUGCCACGGAUGUGUAGACAGCUUCGGGAUCUGCCCACAGGUCCUGGCUCCCCAGGAGCAAGAGAGACCAAGUGAAGGAAUGAGAGAAGAAAGAGGAGAUUCUUGGACUUGGAUAUCUUCAUUUCUGGGGACAACUUUAACUGGACACCAAGAUUUCUGCCUAUAAGAACCUCAUGACAGAUGCAGGAGAGACAAAAGACUUAGAAUCCAUGUCACUCACUAUUUCCAGAGCACAGAGGAAAAUGAUUGAGGCCCAGGAAUUGGUGACAUUGGAGGAUGUGGCUGUGAAGUUCAGUUGGGAGGAGUGGCAGCUCCUGGACCCUGCUCAAAAAGACCUGUACCGAGACGUGAUGUUGGAGAACUAUCACAAUCUGGUGUCGCUGGGGUAUCAAGCUACCAAACCAGAUGUGCUCUUCAAGUUGGAACACAGAGAUGAACUGUGGAGAAUAGAGGAGGAAAUCCAGACUAAAACCUGUCCAGGAAUUGGGAAAGUUGACAGGCAUCUGCAAGAGCACUUUCAAAACCAAAGAUAUCUGAAGAGCGUGCCACAAUGCAGUGAACAGAAUGCAUUUAGAAAUAUUGUUCAUCUGAGCAAAACACAUUUUGCCCUAAUGCAAAGUCGUAUGUUUGACUUAUGUAGAAAAGCUUUGAAGUCAAGUCUAAGUUUAGUUGACCAGAAGAGAAGAUAUGAAAUAAAGAACCUUAUUGCAUUUAAUAGAGAUGAGAAAUCCUUUCUACAUGAAAAUCAUGAACAGUUGUGUCCUGGAAUUAAAUUCCCUGAAAGUGCAAAACAAGCCAGCACUAAAUUCCUCAUCUUUAAGCAUCACGGGAUUCACAAAAUAGAGAAACCCCAGGCAGGCAUUGAAGGUGAGAAAACCUGCAUGAGGAAGUCUCAGCUCAAUGACAGUGAGAGCCUUCCUACAGGUGAGAAACCCCAAGGAUGUGAUCCGUGUGGGAAAUCUUCCUCCAGAAAUGCCACAUUCACGAAACAUCAGAAAACUCAUACAAGAGACAAACCGUCUGCAACCAAUGAAUGCUUAAAGGGCUCCACUGGGAAAAGCAGUCUCAUGGUACAUCAGCAAAUCCAUACAGGAGAGAAAUCCUAUAUAUGCAGUGAGUGUGGAAAAGGCUUUACAAUGAAGCGCUAUCUAAUUGCACAUCAGCGAACUCAUAGUGGCGAGAAACCUUAUGUAUGCAAUGAAUGUGGAAAAGGCUUCACUGUGAAGAGCAAUCUCAUUGUGCAUCAGCGAACUCAUACAGGGGAGAAACCCUAUACAUGCAGUGAGUGUGGAAAAGGCUUUACCAUGAAGCGCUAUCUUGUUGUACAUCAGCGAACUCACACUGGAGAGAAACCCUAUAUAUGUGAUGAAUGUGGAAAGGGCUUCACGGUGAAAAGUAAUCUCAUUGUCCAUCAGCGAUCUCAUACAGGGGAAAAAUCUUACAUAUGCAGUGAAUGUGGCAAAGGCUUCACUGUGAAGCGCACUCUCAUUAUACAUCAGCGAACCCAUACAGGAGAGAAAUCUUACAUAUGUAAUGAAUGUGGCAAAGGCUUCACCACCAAGCGCACUCUCAUUAUACAUCAGCGAACCCAUACAGGAGAGAAGCCCUAUGAAUGCAAUGAAUGUGGGAAAGCCUUCAGCCAGAAGAUAUGCCUCAUACAACACGAGAGGUGUCAUACAGGAAAGACGCCCUUUGUAUGUACUGAGUGUGGAAAGUCCUAUUCGCACAAAUAUGGUCUCAUUACCCAUCAGAGAAUUCACACAGGAGAGAAACCCUAUGAGUGCAGUGACUGUGGGAAAGCCUUCACUACAAAGUCAGUACUCAAUGUACAUCAAAGAACUCAUACAGGGGAGAGACCCUAUGGGUGCAGUGAUUGUGAGAAAACCUUCUCCCACUUGUCAAACCUUGUUAAACAUAAAAAAAUGCACAUAAGAGAAAUGGUAGACUCAGUCAAGUUGGAAAUUCCUUUAAGAGAGAACCAGAGUUCAUUACUUAUGAGGGAAGUCACACAGAACAAAAACCCUGUUAAUGCAGUAACCAUGGAAAUGCCUUCCGUGGCAUCUAAGACUUCAUUAACAUCUGUCUUUCAGGCGGAUCGGGAUAUAGCCGUGGUACUGCCUGUUGUGGGAUGUGUGCCCUGAGGAGAUUAAAGGGUUUGCCCUGGAGAUAAACGUGGUGAAUACAGUGAAUAUGGUAGUGCCUUUAGUGAUCCUUACCUCACAUUUUCUGUCAGUGAAAACAUGUUGGAAAAACUUUGAUACAUUCAAGGUUGAGAUGCCUUGAGCAAAACUUUUAACUUCGUUCUAUGUCUGAAAAGUAUAUACUGAGACAAAUUCUGUGAAUGCAGAGACUAGGAAAGCCUUCUGUGGAGAGACAUUGUUAUCAGGGAUCAUCAUAGAUCAUCAGUGAGCUCAUCAUUGAUAGAAAUAUGAUUAAGAAUAUAUAUAUAUAUGAUGACCAUGGGAAAACCAUACCCAGAAAGAAGACCUCAGUGAGUGUCGAGAGUUUACACUGGAGAAAAAUUUUAAGAGGACAACAUGUAUGGCAAGAUUUCAGUGAUCCAUUCUUCCUCCUCAUUUGUGAGGAAACCAUAUAGAAGUUAAAACUUGAUGAACAUGCUAACUGUGGAGCACCUUUAGUCAGGUAUCAGAGAACUCAUGAAGUCCUGUGAAAAUGAUAAAUGUUUGAGUGCUUGUUAGAAGUCUAACCUCAUACAUCAGAUAAUUCACCUGAUGUCAUGUUCAGACAGUACUUUGAACCUCCUUUCUAGUUGCCUUGUCAAUUCCAUUGUUUUCAAAAGUAGUCUGCUUUCCUCAUCACUGACUCCUUGUGAUUGCUGAACACCAUCAAGGAGUGUUUGUUCUCUGGAGAGUUCUAUGCCUACCUCCAUAAUGUGUGAUUAGCUCUUUCUUUGGCUCUGAAUUUGCUUGUAUAUUUAGCAUACUGAACGACUUUAAAAGGAAACUGAAGAUGAAGACGUAUUUGCACUUGCUUAACUAAGUUUAUAAAUACAACCAAAUACUUUACAGAACCACCUUCAAUGUUAUUUUUAUAAAAUGUAUAAUUGGAUGUCAUUUUACCUUAUGAGAAAAUGCAAACGCCGUCCAGAGACUUCCUUAGUGUCCUUUCCCUAGCUUCUCUCAGUAAAAACGUUUUAUGUAACCAUAUUUUAUUAUCAAAUUCAGGAAAAUGACGUUGGUAUUAGACUGUGAACUAAACAACUCAUCUUAUUUGGAUUUCACAUGAAAUUUUUUUUUUUUUUAGUUUGUAAUUCUAAGAAGCUUUAUCAUGUAUACAGAUUCAUGUCACCACCACCACAAACAGGAUGUAAGACUGUUUAACACAAACUUGCUCCUGCUGUCCUUUUUAUGUUCACACACUCUAUCCACACCUACCCCUUGUGACCACUUAUCUGCUUCCCCCCAUAUAUUUUUGUCAUUUCAUGAAUGUUAUAAAAAUCCUUUUUAUAACUGGAUUUUAUACAUUUUAUAUAAGUUGUAUUUAUACAAAUUUAUAAUUUCUUAUUAAUAGGGAGCAUGUAAGCUUUUCAUGUUUUUGUCACUUGGCAAAUUGCUCUUGAGACAUUUGUGUUGGUGAAGAGUAGUUUUAUUUUUAUUAGUGAGUAGCAUACAUACUGGGUGUCCCAGUUUGUUUACCCCUUCAGUCUUGAAAGAGACUUGUAUUGUUACCUGGUUUCAACUGUUAGAAAUAAAGAUGCGCUGAAAUCUGCAUACAGA
Messenger RNA from Equus caballus (horse), 4183 nucleotides. RefSeq names its product zinc finger protein 614 (gene ZNF614). Gene Ontology annotation, molecular function: DNA-binding transcription factor activity, RNA polymerase II-specific; RNA polymerase II cis-regulatory region sequence-specific DNA binding. The record is from RefSeq and is a predicted model, not a curated record. Gene Ontology annotation, cellular component: nucleus. Gene Ontology annotation, biological process: regulation of transcription by RNA polymerase II. NCBI's taxonomy places the organism in Eukaryota, Metazoa, Chordata, Mammalia, Perissodactyla, Equidae.